UGAGACUCAGAUACGCGAAUGAUUGUAAACAAACUUAUUUCAGAGAUUCGGCAGCAAUUUGUGUCCUACCAGAAAUGGAAUCCUUCAUCCGUGGAAGCUGCGAAACGAUGUGUCCAAAAGCUGAAAUUGACAUGCGCACUCGAGAGAGAAUGCUGCACUUUUAUGAACUGAAACCGGGUAGCCGAACGGAACCGGUGCAACGGUUGGUUGUGAAGGAAUUUGCACGCUCGGCUGCGGGUGUGAGACGUCCCAAGCAUUGGGAGAUUCGAACGGUGGGUGCCUUGAGACGAACAGUGGAGUACCUGUUGACUGAAGUUGUGCCUGACGAACGUCGACCGUACAACUUCCGGUACGAGUUCAUCUUCGAUCGCCUAAGAGCAGUUCGUCAAGAAGUGGUUAUGCAGAAUCUCGCAGCAAAAGACACCCUGGACAUUCUGGAACCGAUAGUAUGCUUCCUUGCUUACAGUGCCUACGUUUUAUGUGAAUCACACAUAAACGAAUUUGACCCGAAAAUUUGCAGCACCCACCUGCAGGAAUGUCUCAAAAAAGUUCUUCGCUGUUACGAUGACCUGGACGAGGAGUCCACUCCCUAUAACCAAAAUCGCAGAAUCAGGAUGGAGGCACUCUAUCUUGCUUUUAACUUGGGAAGCAGCGAGGCCUUGACUCGAGGAAUCAGUCUUCCCAAGAACAUUCGGAAGCGUCUUUCCUUGCAACUGUCAAUGAACAUCGAAUACCUACGCUACAACUUCCAUCGGGUGCUCCUAUUGAUCCAGAAGCUUCCACCCCUGGAAGCAGCUCUUGCCACCCUGAAAGUGCCAACAAUCCGCCAGCAGCUACUGCUCCGAUUCUCCACCGCAUUCCAAAGUAAGGUUCUAUCCGUUCCGCUCGAGUGGAUCGCUCACGUUCUCCUUUAUCAACGGCGUGAACAUUCGUCGCUGAUCGAAGACUGCCACCACUACAACCUCCAACUGGUUCAGGUUGAAGAAUCUCCAACACCGGAUCAAUCAACCGUGGCGCAGCACACUUCUGCUCCGGUAAUCACACCGAAAGAUGCUUGGUGGGACGACGACAGCGACGACGAGAAGGACAAGGAUCACAAUCCGUCAACUGCCAUCAGCAGCGUUCUAGCCGGGCGGUCAGUGAAAUUCGAGAAGACACGAUUCGAUUCCAGCAAAUCAGUGGUUCAACCGCGGCGGAUGGAACUUGUCGAUCGGAAAUUGGGUGCGGUGACGUCGAUUUCUGGCAUGCUGUUGGAAGGGAAGUGUUGAAUUUGUGGGAAGGAGGAUCAUUAAACAACACACAAUGUGAUACGUUAGGAUGCAGUGAUCUCAAUACAAACGUGCAGUUAUUUGUUGUGGUGUCGUCCGUGUAAAAACCAACAAGUUUGUAUCAAUGUUCUUGAGAAUUUGAAAAUAGAUCUUACAAAUUAUAACGAAAAAUAUUGAUUGACGUGUUGCAUACCGAGAAAGAAAUCAACCCAGAAUUGAAAAAAAAAACUCUUGUCCGCUAGAUUUAUAUUUGUCGACUCUUCAAAGGUGAAUUAAUAUAGACAUUAGAACGUCUAACGCUCAUGCGCUAUCGCCACUAUCAAGUAGAACAGUACGAAGAUUUCAGCAUUGGAGGGAACCAUCGCGUGACUCGUGUUUUCAAUGGUAACUUGUUAGGUCUUUUGUUUGUUGAAAUGUUCAACUGAAACGUAUCCAUGUCCGUCAACAAGGAUUGUGCCA
Aedes albopictus (Asian tiger mosquito) is the source of this 1727-nucleotide messenger RNA. RefSeq names its product SAC3 domain-containing protein 1-like. The coding region runs from base 75 to 1268 and encodes 397 amino acids. Gene Ontology annotation, cellular component: spindle; nucleus; centrosome. The transcript is spliced from 4 exons. The record is from RefSeq and is a predicted model, not a curated record. Gene Ontology annotation, biological process: spindle assembly; centrosome duplication. Lineage: Eukaryota; Metazoa; Arthropoda; Insecta; Diptera; Culicidae.